GUUGGUUUUAAGUGUCGGUGUUCUACUGCAAAUGCUAGCAUUGCCAGCGAUUCCCACAUCGUUGGUUGACCUACAACAUAGCUUGAUUGCAGGAGAUUGGUUUCUUCAAGAGAGCAUUGUACCAACAAAGCUUACAAAGGAAAGAGCUGCUGUGUGCAUGAUCUGUCAAAGCUGAAAUUCAAAGAAUGAGCAGACUGCAAUGUACUCUGGCACUUUUGGCCACCUGUCUUGUCCAGGUAUCUAUGAAUCCAAACGAUUGGGAUGUCUCGGUCAGGUCUUCUGUGCAAGCAAUCCAAGGGAUGUCUGUAACCUUUUACUGUUCUUUCCAGUAUCCUUUUGAAAACAUACCUUCGUCUGACAUAACAGGCAUGUGGUUGCAUGAUCCAUGUGACUCAUCAUCGCCAACACUGUACAGCAGUGAGAACCCCGGCAAUGAAGAUGUGAAUUUCAUAGGAGAUCUGGGAAGGAAAAACUGCUCUCUUCAGAUUAAUGAUGUUAAGGCAAACCAUGGCAAGACCUAUUGCUUCAGAUUCACAAUACAAGAUAAGAACAAGUGGACUGGACUGCCUGGUGUGACACUCAGAGUUUAUGCACGUCCAACAAAGCCAAUUAUCUCCUACUCCACGGAAUUGGUUGAAGGGGUCACGACCAAAUUGAUCUGUUCCUCGUCUGAGAUUGAUGAUGAGGUCAAGUGUGUCCUCAACUGGCAUGGCCUCGGUGAUGAGACAGCAAUGGACGGCUUAACGAUUUCCAACAACAGAAAACUGACCAGCACAGUUAAUUUCAUGCCUUCAUACCGGAAUCACAACAAGAUCAUCAAGUGCUCAGUCAAUUGCAGAGAAUACUCAUUCAUGGAUGAAACUCAAGAGACCCUGAAAGUGAAAUACGCACCCAAAAACAUAACCACUCAAGUCAACGGUAGAUCGCAGUGGGAAAUCAAAGAGGGUGAUUGGGUCUCUUUGACCUGUGGCAGCAGCAGUAACCCUGAAGCCUCCUACACAUGGUACAAGAGGGACCAAGGUGAAGAUGAAGCAUUUAAUACCAAGAAUGGCUCGCUGCUCUUCCAAAGUAUCUUGCCAAGUGCUUCUGGAUUCUACAAAUGCACAGCAACAAACUACCUGGGAAAUUUGAACACUGAGACAGUGGAGAUCCGUGUCCAAUAUGCACCCAAAAAUGUAACCGUUCAAGUGGAAGGCACAUCACAAUUGGAUAUCAAAGAGGGAGACAAGAUCUCUCUGACCUGUGCCAGUAACAGUGACCCUGACGCCACCUACACCUGGUACAAGAGCGACAAAGGUCAAGUUCAAAUGCUCGAUUACAAGAAUUGCACUUUGAUCUUCCAAAACAUUUCACAAAGUGCUUCAGGAUUCUACAGCUGCACAGCAGCAAACUACCUGGGGAAUCUGAGAUCAGAGGCAGUGGAGAUACGUGUUCAAUAUGCACCCAAAAAUGUAACCGUUCAAGUGGAAGGCACAUCACAAUUGGAUAUCAAAGAGGGAGACAAGAUCUCUCUGACCUGUGCCAGUAACAGUGACCCUGACGCCACCUACACCUGGUACAAGAGCGACAAAGGUCAAGUUCAAACUCUUUAUUCCAAGAACUGCACUUUGAUCUUCCAAAACAUUUCACAAAGUGCUUCAGGAUUCUACAGCUGCACAGCAGCAAACUACCUGGGGAAUCUGAGUUCCGAGGCAGUGGAGAUACGUGUUCAAUAUGCACCCAAAAAUGUAACUGUUCAAGUGGAAGGCACAUCGCAAUUGGAGAUCAAAGAGGGAGACAAGGUUUCUUUGACAUGUACCAGUAACAGUGACCCUGAAUCCACCUACACCUGGGACAAGCAGGACGAAGGAGAAGUUAAUGUUUUUAAUUCCAAGAAUGGCACUCUGCUCUUCCAAAGUAUUUCACAAAGUGCUUCUGGAUUCUACAAAUGCACCGCAACAAACUACCUGGGACAUCAGAGCUCAGAAACAGUGGAGAUAUGUGUUCAACAUGCACCCAGAAAUGUUACCAUUCAUGUGAAAGACCGAUCUGAAGUGGAAAUUAAGGAGGCUGACAACAUCUCCUUGAUAUGUGCCAGUCACAGUUACCCUGAAGCUGCUUACACCUGGAACAGGAGGAUGGGAGAUAAUGACCAAACAAUGACCCUAAUUGGAAACGGAGACACCAUGGUCUUCCACAAUAUUUCAAGAAGGGACUCUGGAUUGUAUGCAUGCACCGCAUCAAAUUAUUUGGGACAUUAUAUCUCAGAAGAUUGGGAGAUUUCUGUUCAUUACAAGCCUACUCAUGUAAACCUGACCCGAGAUGGGAUGAGUUUUCGCUGUACUGCUGAAGCUAAUCCCCCCGCAAGGAUUUCCUGGAACAACACGGACAUGACCGCAGAGGUGCUCAAUGGCACUUGGACCACCAGCACCCUGGUUCUGCAAACAAUGACAAGCGGUUGUGUUUCAUGCCGAGCUCAGAAUAAACUUGGCUUUAUACAUUCAGAGGAACGAUGUUUCAAGUCAACACGGGGUGCCAUCUUGGGACUAGUAAUUGUAGGAUCCAUUGCUGCAAUCCUGGUCGCCUUUGGCAUUUUGCUUUGGACACAGAGGAAAAAAAUAAUCAAACGAAAAAUGGAAGAAAGUGAAACUCAACCUGUUAUCUACACAACAAUGCAGAAUUUGCCAGAGGCCUGCCAAACAAGCAAUUCUGACAUCACUGGUGUGUAUGACAACUUGUGCAAGACCAAGAGUGGAGAACGGAAAUGGACAUUUUCGAAGAAAGGCGCUGGAGAUGUCUUGGAGUAUGCAUCCUUAAGGUUUGCCUCUAUGCGUAAGGGUUUGAAAGCAGCAAGACGCAACCCAAAUCAAGGACAACCUGAUGACGCACAGCAGGUGACUGUAUCUGAUGAUGAUGUCUCGUAUGAAAAUAUGGUGAUGAUUAAGACCACCGUUGGAGAGGUAGGAGAUGCCAGCAAGGAUCCAGGAGAGACCACCCUAUACGCCUGCAUUAAAGGUGACGAUCUGCAGACUAAAGAGGAAGUAAAAUAAGAACAUAAGAACAUAAGGAAUAGAAGGAGAGCAGUCCAUUCAGCCAUGUUUGAUGUGCUGUUAGAUUGUGGCUAAUCUUUAACUUCAGUGCACUAACGUUAUACUCUGUCAUUCCAUUAAUAACUAACAAAUUGCUGAAAAUUCCCAAUAAAUUUAUCAUAAGAGGAAAGCAUCUUCAAAAUACAGACAAUUAUUCUGGGGCGAAAUAACAUUUUCCAACCAUACCAUACUCCAAGAGAUGCUUACCUGGCUGUCUGUGUGGUUCCUUUAUUCAUUUUUGUUUUCUUAACAUAGAAAUGACAUGGACAAGGCUGCGUCUGCAGCCCAGGUCCAAUGGCCUUGUCAGGCAUUUUCCUUCUACUUCUGAGGACCUUCUGAUGAUGGCAUUCCCAAAGUUGGUGGGAAUUUAUGGGAAUUUAUAAGACAACCAGGCAAACAUGUAAUAUGAGAGCCUUACAUACUGGAAAAGCAAGAUGGAAAAUUAAGCCAACAAAGUGAAGGUCAUAAAAUGCUGAAGUAACUCAGCGGGUCAGGCAGCAUCUUUGGAGAGAAGGAGUAGGUGACGUUUCGGGCAGACCCGAAAUAUCACUUUCUCCAGAGAUGCUGUCUGACCCGUUGAGUUAGUCCAACCGUUUUUGGCUAUCUUCAGUGUAAACCAGCAUCUGUAGUUCUUUCCUACACACAGACUGAAGGUCAUGUUAGGAGAGGAGAUAAUUAGAGAUUGUGAGGCCUAGUUAGCUUGAGCAAAGAUAAACAUAGGGUCUUUGUAAGCAAGGGUGAAUGCAAUAUUAUUGAUCAGAAGAUAAGAUGAUCAAUGACACCCAGUUACAGACCAAAUAGGGAUAUGGCUUUUUAUGCAAAGAAAGAAAAGUUGGAGCAGAUCAAGGUAUCUCCCACAGAGCUAAAACAAGGAUCAAAGACUACAAAGAAAAGAGGAUUACUGCUAAAUGAUUGUAAAAUCCGCAUGUAACCACUAACACAAUGUAACCAUUAAGGCAAAAAACGAGUCAAGGCAGCACUUUGAAUCCUCUAACAGGGCUUCCCUGUAUAUACUGACAAGCUCUGAAUAAAAUGACUUAUUUGAGAAAAUGA
Molecule: messenger RNA, 4121 nt
Organism: Amblyraja radiata (thorny skate)
Lineage: Eukaryota; Metazoa; Chordata; Chondrichthyes; Rajiformes; Rajidae
Product: B-cell receptor CD22-like
Exons: 14
Coding region: 186-3029 (947 amino acids)
Biological process (GO): negative regulation of B cell receptor signaling pathway; B cell activation; regulation of B cell proliferation
Cellular component (GO): recycling endosome; external side of plasma membrane; early endosome
Molecular function (GO): protein phosphatase binding; sialic acid binding; CD4 receptor binding
Source: RefSeq, a predicted model, not a curated record